Messenger RNA from Cryptomeria japonica (Japanese cedar), 1596 nucleotides. Its product is annotated as probable pectate lyase 22. The record is from RefSeq and is a predicted model, not a curated record. NCBI's taxonomy places the organism in Eukaryota, Viridiplantae, Streptophyta, Pinopsida, Cupressales, Cupressaceae. Bases 12 to 1256 code for a protein of 414 amino acids. The transcript has 5 exons. Gene Ontology annotation, molecular function: pectate lyase activity.
ACUCAUCCAAAAUGGCCAGCAAUGGGUCCUUACAGUUGUUGCUUCUUUUAGUUGCUAUCUUCUUCUUCCAGUCGAUAUUUGGAACUUCUGUGAAUAUGACGGAGACAGAAAAUGCGGUUGAAUAUCAUGUUGAGAAGCCGGAGCUUGUGGCUCAAAUGGUAGAAAGGAGCUUAAAUAUUUCGAAAAGAAAGCUGAGUUCGUGCGGAACAGGGAACCCCAUCGACGACUGUUGGCGUUGUGAUCCUAACUGGGUUAAUAACAGAAAGAGGCUGGCUGAUUGUGCCAUUGGCUUUGGCAAAAACGCCAUUGGAGGCCAGAAUGGCAGAUUUUAUAUAGUUACAGAUCCCAGUGACGAUGACCCUGUCAAUCCUCGACCUGGCACUCUGCGCCACGCUGUUAUUCAAACCGAGCCUCUCUGGAUUAUUUUCCAAAGAGAUAUGGUUAUUCAGCUCAAGGAGGAGCUUAUCAUGAACAGUUACAAGACCAUUGAUGGUAGAGGUGCCAAUGUUCAUAUAGCAAAUGGAGCUUGCAUCACAAUUCAGUAUGUGAACAACAUCAUCAUUCAUGGAAUUCAUAUCCAUGACUGUAAACCUGCUGGAAAUACAAAUGUGAGGAGCUCACCCACCCAUUAUGGGUAUAGAACCAGAAGUGAUGGAGAUGGGAUUUCCAUCUUUGGAUCAAGUGCGAUUUGGGUAGACCACUGUUCAUUGUCAAGCUGUACAGAUGGACUGAUCGACGCCAUCAGAGGGUCCACUGCUAUCACCAUUUCAAACAGCUUUUUCACUCACCAUGACAAGGUGAUGCUCCUGGGACACAGCGAUGACUAUACCCAAGACGUUAAAAUGCAAGUAACAGUUGCAUUCAACCAUUUUGGAGAAGGGCUUGUUCAGCGUAUGCCUAGAUGCCGACAUGGAUACUUCCAUGUAGUGAACAAUGAUUACACCCACUGGGAAAUGUACGCAAUCGGGGGAAGUGCAAACCCCACCAUUAACAGCCAAGGCAACAGAUUCCUUGCCUCUGACUCAACCAAGGAGGUGACAAAGCAUGAAGAUGCACCAGAAAGUACGUGGAGCAAUUGGAAUUGGAGAUCAGAGGGAGAUCUGAUGUUAAACGGGGCGUUCUUCAGAGCAUCAGGAGCUGGAGCAUCGUCAACGUAUGCCAAAGCUUCGAGUAUGGCGGCAAGGCCUUCCUCUAUUGUGGGCUCUAUCACUGCGACGUCAGGUGUCCUCACCUGCAGAAAAGGUUCCAGCUGUUAGACAAAAUACGUGCAUUAUAGAAAACUGUGAGGAAUCCUUCGAAUAUGUACUUGGUGAGCAUUAGCGUACUGAAUUUAUGAAUCUGUCUCUCUCCAGACAGUAUGAUCAAAUAUAACUAGGUUUAUUAGUUAAUAGUUAGCUAUUUUAGUUGUUUUGUGGAAACUACAGUCUUCUACUAAAUUGGAAUAUAUGAGCUUCUCUUUAUUAAAUUGCAAGCGUAGUUGAAGGUCAUGUCACCAUGGUGUUUAUUAUCUUGCUUGCCAUUCAAUAAUAAUUUUUAAAAGAAAUAUUUUAUUAAAUUAAUAUUUGGAAAAUUUGAAAUUAUUAAAUUGUAAGACAC